Messenger RNA from Dendronephthya gigantea, 4426 nucleotides. RefSeq names its product serine/threonine-protein phosphatase 6 regulatory ankyrin repeat subunit A-like. The coding region runs from base 44 to 4426 and encodes 1460 amino acids. The transcript has 10 exons. The record is from RefSeq and is a predicted model, not a curated record. Gene Ontology annotation, molecular function: protein binding; ATP binding; protein kinase activity. Gene Ontology annotation, biological process: protein phosphorylation. NCBI's taxonomy places the organism in Eukaryota, Metazoa, Cnidaria, Anthozoa, Malacalcyonacea, Nephtheidae.
GCGGGGACAGUCAGCGAUGAAGGCAUAGCCGUUUUGCUCAAAGAUGGCGACUUCGCCAAAUAAGAUGAGAAUGACUGAAUCCAUGGAAAAUAAUAAUGUCAUCAUAUCCCAGCGUGAGGAGAGUGACAUAAGUUUAACUUUGGCAGAAAAGAAUCGUACAGGAACAUCUGGGAAAUUAGAUGAUACAUCUGCGCGGGGAAAUAAACAAUCCAAGCCUGUUGUUAAUAAUGAACAAAAAGGAAUUGAAGUGGAACAUCAAGGAGAAAACAUUGAAAACGAAAAAUGUCAUAAUGAAAGUGAUAAAAAGCAAGGGGCAAGUGGAAGUACAAACGUCUGUGAAGAAGGAAAACAGAAAUUUUGGGACGAACUGAGAAAGCAAGUUGAAUGUGGUGAAAACAAAGAAGAUCGUUGGAAGAAGACAAUUCUUUGGCGUGCUUUUCAGUUUAGUCCAGUAGAUCAAAAAAUUGUUAAAUAUUUAGUUGACCAUGGAGCAGACAUUUAUUCCCAGAACGAAGAAGGUGAAACAGUUCUUUGCAACGCGACAAGAAAUGGUUUACUUGAUCUUGUUAAGUAUUUUGUGCAAUAUGGCCCUGAACAUAAUUUUCAAGAUGAUUGCAGAGCUCUCCAAAGUGCAAUACAGUCUCGAUCAUUAGAAAUUGUGAAAUAUUUCGUUCAAAAGGGCGCCAAUGUAAAUGGAAAGGAUUCUGAUGCGGAGACCGUGCUGCAUUUUGCAGUUAGUAAAGGUAAGCAAGAUAUAGUGAAAUACCUUGUUGAAAACGGAGCUGAUGUAAAUAGCACGGAUAUUGACGAGAGGUCAGUUCUACACAGUGCUGUUACUGAAAGUAAGCUAGAUGUGGUAAAAUACCUUGUUGAACAUGGGGCUGAUGUAAAUGGCAAGGAUACUGAUGGGGACACAGUGCUGCAUUUUGCAGUUAGUGAAGUAUUGCACUAUGCUGUUAGCGAAGGUACACUAGAAAUGAUAAAAUAUCUUGUUGAGAAGGGAGCUGAUGUAAAAGGUAAAAAUACUGACGGAAAGACAGUACUGCACACUGCUGUUACUAAAAGUACGCUGGAUAUAGUGAAAUAUCUUGUUGAAAAAGGCGCUGCUGUGAAUGCCAUUAACAGGAAAAAUACUAACGGGUCGACAGUGCUGCACAGUGCUGUUGCUAAAGGUAAGCCAGAAAUAGUGAAAUAUCUUGCUGAAAACGGCGCUGAUGUAAAUAGCACGGAUAUUGACGGAAAGACAGUUCUACACAAUGCUGUUACUGGAAAUGUAAAUGGCAAGGAUCCUGAUAAAUGGAGAGUGCUUCACAGUGCUGUUACUGAAGGUACGCUAGAAAUGGUAAGUUUCCUUGUUGAAAAUGGUGCUGAUGUAAAUGGCAAGGAUAGUAACGGGUGGACAGUGUUGCACAGUGCUGUUGCUAAAGGAGCACACGAAACGGUAAAAUAUCUCAUUGGAAAGGGUGCUGAUGUAAAUGGCAAGUAUAUUGACGGAUGGUCUGUCCUGCACUACGCUGUUUCUAAAGGUACGCUAGAAAUGGUGAAAUAUCUUGUUGAAAAAGGCGCUGAUGUAAAUGGUAAGAAUACAUACGGUAGGACAGUGUUGCACUACGCUGUUACUGAAAGUACGAUAGAUAUAGUAAAAUACCUGGUUGAGAAUGGCGCUGAUGUAAUUGGUAAGACGACGAACGGACGAACAGUGCUGCACAGUGCCGUUACGAAAGGUACGCUAAAGGUGGUAAAAUAUCUCGUUGAAAAUGGCGCUGAUAUAAAUGGUAAGAAUUCUGACAAAUGGACAGUCCUGCACAGUGCUGUUAAUAAAGGUACACUAGAUAUGUAUACUGAUGGAUGGACAGUAUUGCACUAUGCUGUUAGCGAAGGUACACUAGAAAUGAUAAAAUAUCUUGUUGAGAAGGGAGCUGAUGUAAAAGGUAAAAAUACUGACGGAAGGACAGUACUGCACACUUCUGUUACUAAAGGUAAGCCAGAUAUAGUGAAAUACCUUGUUGAAAACGGGGCUGAUGUAAAUAGCACGGAUUUUGACGAGAGGUCAGUUCUACACAGCGCUGUUACUGAAAGUAAGCUAGAUGUGGUAAAAUACCUUGUUGAACAUGGGGCUGAUGUAAAUGGUAAAGAUACUAAUGGGGACACAGUGCUGCAUUUUGCAGUUAGUGAAGGUACGCUUGAAAUGGUAAAAUAUCUUGUUGAAAAUAACGCUGAUGUAAAUGGAAUUGAUACUGAUGGGUGGACAGAAAACGGUGCCGAUGUAAAUGGCAAGUAUACUGAUGGAUGGACAGUAUUGCACUAUGCUGUUAGCAAAGGUACACUAGAAAUGGUAAAAUAUCUUGUUGAAAAGGGAGCUGAAGUAAAAGGUAAAAAUACUGACGGAAAGACAGUACUGCACACUGCUGUUACUAAAAGUACGCUGGAUAUAGUGAAAUAUCUUGUUGAAAAAGGCGCUGCUGUGAAUGCCAUUAACAGGAAAAAUACUAACGGGUCGACAGUGCUGCACAGUGCUGUUGCUAAAGGUAAGCUUGAAAUAGUGAAAUAUCUUGUUGAAAACGGCGCUGAUGUAAAUAGACCGGAUAUUGACGGGUUGACAGUUCUACACACAGCUGUUAGUAAAGGUACGCUGGGUAUAGUGAAAUAUCUUGUUGAAAAAGGCGCAGCUGUGAAUGCCAUUAACAGCAAAAAUGCUGACGGGUCGACAGUGCUGCACAGUGCUGUUGCUAAAGGUAAGCCAGAAAUAGUGAAAUAUCUUGCUGAAAACGGCGCUGAUGUAAAUAGCACGGAUAUUGACGGAAAGACAGUUCUACACAAUGCUGUUACUGGAAGUAAGCUUGAUAUGGGCGCUGAUGUAAAUGGUAAGAAUACUUACGGUAGGACAGUUGCACUACGCGUUACUGAAAGUACGAUAGAUAUAGUAAAAUACCUGGUUGAGAAUGGCGCUGAUGUAAUUGGUAAGACGACGAACGGACGAACAGUGCUGCACAGCGCCGUUACGAAAGGUACGCUAAAGGUGGUAAAAUAUCUCGUUGAAAAUGGCGCUGAUAUAAAUGGUAAGAAUUCUGACAAAUGGACAGUCCUGCACAGUGCUGUUAAUAAAGGUACACUAGAUAUGGUAAAAUACCUCGUUCAGAAUGGUGCUGAUGUAAAUGGAAAGAAUACUGACGGGUGGACAGUCCUCCACACUGCUGUUACUAAAGGUAGCCUGGAUAUCACAAAGCACCUCGUGAAAAAUGGCGCUGAUGUAAAUAGUAAAUACACUGACGGUUGGACCGUCCUACACGCUGCUGUAGAUACUGGUGCAUUAGAAAUUAUUAAGUAUUUAGUUGAACAGGGUGCUGACAUAGCUCCUAAAGGUAACAUCAGCGCUCAUACUCUUGGCACUGACAUCAUUAGGAUGGCUGUUGCAAACAAUUCAGUUGCUUUGGUGGAUCUCAUCAGGCAAAAGAACAGGGUUGUUCCGAGAGCUGGAAAAUUUCUUGUCGAACGAAGCCAAAUGAAGCCAAUUCUUAUCGAAGAAUCUCAAAAUAGUCUCAAAAAGUCUUUAAAACAUGGUGAGAAGAUUGAGAUGUUGAAAAGAAUGAACUGCAACAUGUUAGAAAAGACUCAAAUACCGAUGCAGGCUUUUGUCGCAAAGAAUCAAUUCAAAAUUGGCGAUGGUGGUUCUUCUUGUGUCUAUGUUGGUCUCAUGCAUGAUGGAAGUGAAGUUGCUGUUAAGAGAAUUUUGGUGCAAAGUGCGGACAAAACAGUUGAAAACGAAAAGGAAAUCAUGAGUCUCAUUGAGACGGAAAACUGUCCAUUUAUAGUGAGCUAUCGUCAUUUUCACCGUGAUCAUGACGAUGUGUUCAUGUAUCUUAUUGUUGAUCUUUGCGAAGAAAAUUUGAGGGAACUUGUUCAUGCAUCCAGUAUUGAACAUCUACAAAAGCAUGGUCCACGAAUGAUUAAGGAAAUUCUGUCAGGACUUGAAUUUCUUCAUGAUAAAGGAAUAUUGCACAGAGAUUUAAAACCAUCAAACGUCCUGGUUGAUAUCGAUGGUCGCAUGAAAUUGGCAGACUUUGGAAUAAGCCGUGUCCUAAAAGACAAUCAAACGACAAUUCAAACAUUCGCCAAAGGUACUCCUGGAUGGAUGCCAUCGGAAGUAACUCAAGCCAUUGAGAAAAAUGAAAAAUGUCGUUUCAAAAGGAAAUCAGAUGUCCAGGUCGCGGGUAUGAUUGCUUUCUUCGUCUUAACUAAAGGUGAACACCCUUUUGGUUCUUCCUUUGAUCGAAUGAGAAAUAUUUCGGAAGGGAACUCUGUCAAUUUGAAGAAACUUGAUGAUCUCGAAGCUCAAAAGUUUGUGUCCUGGCUGAUCAAUCAUAAAAUUGAUAGGAGACCUUAUGCUCACGAAGCGUUGAGGCAUUCUUUUGUUAAUGGAGAUUAA